AUGGACUAUGCUGCUGCAUGUCGCACUCGAUACAACAGGAGACGAAGCUCAGAGGACCUACAAACGGCAUUGGCACUGCUCGAGAAAGCAGUGAGGAUGUGUCCUGUGACAGAAGCAUCACGCCCUCAUCUAUUGAACAACCUUGGCCUUUCGCUGCGAAGCCGAUACGAUGAUACGGGGGACAAACAAGCUUUGGACAGCGCGAUACACAGUUUUCGCGAGGCCUUGAAGCUUCGACCCAGAACUCACCCCGAUCGCUGUGUUACUUUAGGCAGUUUGGCGAAUAGCUUGCGGGAGAGAUACAAGCUGUUCGGGCACCACAUAGACCUCGAUGAGUCUAUUGCAAAGCAGCGCGAAGCUCUGGAUCUCCGCACUGAAGAUCAUGCGGAUCGGUGGAUGACACAGAGCAACCUCGGUAACGCCUUGCUGCUCAAGUACGAGACAUCAGGUGAACCACAGGACAUUCUGGAGGCUAUCGCGGCCAUCCAGUCUUGUCCCCCUGAUCAUCGAAGUGCCACAUCAGGAAAACCAAGAGCACUUCACGUCAAAUUUUCUAUCCUUCAACGCCAUGGCGGGAAUCUUGAGGACAUCGACGAAGCUAUCACUCUCAAUCGGAAAGCAAUUUCCCUUCAGCGCAAUCCUCCCGACGACGACAAUCUCGCCAAUGCUUUGUUGGAAAGAUUCGAGAACACCGGCGACACACGGGAUAGCAACGAAGCGAUCCAAUACCUCAGAGACGCUCUACGCAGGCGUUCUGGAGGUCCUUCACGAGCAAGUUCCCUCCACAAUCUCGGUGUGGCGCUAGGAUUCCGUGAUGACCAAACGCGCAACAGAGGCGACUUGGACGAAGCAAUUCAACUGCACCGCGAGGCGCUGGAUCUCCGUCCUCCUGGUCAUGCAGAACGCUUCAUGUCCCUCAGCAUGCUUGGAAUAUUUUACAAGACACUCUUCCACCUCGGGGACUCCACUUCGCUGGAAAGGGCUAUCGCCGCGCAGCGCGAAGCGCUAGAUUGCUGCCCAGAGGACCGACUCAUCGACUAUUCGCAGAUCACUGGACAUCUGGGCAGUGCCUUGUUGGAGAAACACAGAUCCACGCACAACAAAGAAGAUCUUGAUUAUGCAAUCAAUGCCCUCAACUCUGCCCUUGGCCGAUUGCCAGCUUCACAUUCCUUGAGACGCAUAUCCUUGGUGAACGCAGCACUGGCUCACCGUUCCAAGCUGCCGCUUCACGAUGAAGACCUCGAACGUAUCAUUUCCUAUCAGCACGAAGCCUCAGAGCUGUUCCCGCUGGAGCAUCCACUGCAAUCUGUCAUCCUUGCACGGCUCGCUACUGCACUUCUGCAUAGGAGCUCAACGGGUCAAGACCCUAAGUUCGCUCUUCUCGAGAGAGCGACCACGCUUCGAACGGCGUCGGCCCGGGACCGCCUGACUGCCGCAGGAGAUCGGGCGACGGCAGCUCGACAACGACAGCACCCUACCACGAUUUCCGCAUAUUCACAUACCCUGGCACUUCUCGACCUCUGCCUUACUGCCACGCCCACAGCAGAACUUCAGCACAAGCUUCUCGUGGAACUCGAUCGACGUUCGAUUGCGUGCGAAGCCUGUGCGGCUGCCAUUGAGCUUGGGGAUCUGGAGGUCGCAGUCGAGCUCCUCGAGCGAGGCCGGGGUCUGCUGUGGGCCAGGUUGACUCGGUUUCGCCACCCACUGGACGACUUGAAGGCCGUCAACCCAGAUCUUGCGCGCUCGUUCGAGGAGUCUAGCCGAGAGCUCGAGGAGCUUGCCACCAGUUCGUCCGAAGGAGCCGUGGGUACCGCCGCCGCAUCGUCAUCCGGACCUACGUCGACCCCAAGAUUUGAUAAGCAGCUGCAUACCUUGCACACGACCUCUGAACGGCUGCACAAGGUGGUGGAAGAGAUCCGCAGAAUCCCCCGCUUCGCCAAUUUCCUCGACGCUGUCCCGUACGCUGACCUGUGCAAGGCAGCUGCAACCGGGCCGACUAUUAUAGUCAACAUUUGCGAAUUUCGCUCGGACGCUCUCAUCAUUCGUCACGAUUGUCCGCCACUCCUCGUGCCUCUCCCUGCUGCAACUCCGUCGGCACUGGUGAAGCUCACGAAUACGCUUCUCAACUAUGCUGCGCCACAACAGACCGCGAGCGCGAGUGUGCAUGACAAGGAGAUCCGCAGGUUACUGCGAACCCUCUGGGACAUUGUUGUUGAGCCGAUAGCAAACAAGCUCAUAGAAGUUGGCGUCCAGCAGCACUCCCAAGUGUGGUGGUACCCGACUGGAGUACUUUGUCGUUUGCCACUUCAUGCAGCCGGACCGUACAAGCGUUCACAGCCCGGCUUUCACGAGCUCUACGUAUCUUCCUACACAACAACCCUUUCCCGCGCCCUUUCAUGCGUCGACGAUGAUACUACCGCCGGCAAUGACGGCCUGCGGAAUAUGCUCCUCGUCAGUGUCGCUGGGGAUCCGUCGGCGAAGCACAAAUAUCUGAAAACUGCGGCAGCAGAAGCCGACGUCAUACGCCACUUCUCCGACAGCUUCGCUUCGUUCCUUGCGCUCUGUGACGACGCUGCGUCCCCGCAAGCUGUGCUAGCUCAUCUCCACGAAUACUCAUGGGCACACUUUACUUGUCACGGACACCAGAAUCCUUCGCCGUUCGAUUCUUCGUUCGAGCUGCAUGGUGAGGGGUACCUCCGUCUUAUUAACAUCGUGCGAUCACGCCUGCCAAAUGCCGAGCUUGCGUUUCUUUCCGCGUGCAACACCGCCACGGGGGACUUCGAGGGGGCACCGGAUGAGGUCAUUCACCUCGCUGCAGCCAUGCAAUUCUGCGGGUUCCGCAGCGUCGUCGGGACAUUGUGGCCGAUGCGAGAUGAAGAUGGUCCAGUCGUCACAGAGGCUUUUUGUGAUUUCUUGCUGCACAGGCGGCAGAAAAUAGGGUACAGAAGCUCUGCAGAGGCUUUGCACCAUGCUGUUACGAAACUACGCUCCGACAAGAAUGUAACGAUUGACCGCUAGAUUAACUUUGUACACUUUGGCGCUUGAACCCCAUGUGAAAUAUCGAAUACCGUGCACCGGACAGGAAUUAACCUAUUUGUGACUGGGUAGCAGUAGUGAGAUGGCGCAUUUACCUGCGCUUGAAAUCUGAGUGAAAGCAUGAAUAUUUCGACUCGAUCUCCGAGCAGAUCACCCCGCCGGCGGACACAAUCAUUGGGCAGCCGUGCGCUCUUGUCUCGCCACUUGGCACGAACGCUCUUACAUCCGAUGUCCGCCAGGGAUCGCCGCCCCAAGGGUGAGACAGCGCAAUGCUCAGUCCCAGGCCUCUUCGAUGGUAUUGAUUUCGAAACACCUUUGCGUCGCUUUUCCGGAAAGCCACAACGGUGAUUGAGAACUCGACCUCUCGUCUCCAACGUAUGAACAGUGAGCGCAAGUCCGGGGACAGUUCCUCAGUACGUUGCGCCGAGCAGCAUACGGUUCGUCUCGCAUGGAAAUGGGGCACAACACAGCGGUGCGGAGGAACGAAACGAAAGCAAUGAAUGUAUCGCGUACACAUACAAGGACGUCGCACCGACGUGCAGUGGACGCUGCAGGGACCUAUGAUGAUAUACGGCGUAAGCGGACACAACCCCAAUCGCCGUACUGAUCGCGUCUUCACGCCCGUUAUGCCAUCACCGCUCUCGCCCCCUGCUUGCGGUCACAGUCCCGCUCCUUCUGCUGAGCGACAAGGGCACCGGCCGCACCGUGACGGCGAGCAUCGCGUCGUCGGAUGGCUCUGAGAUCGAAGUGCACCGAACCGAGCGGUGCACUUCACCCGUGUUCGUAACACCCUCUUCCCGGCCCUGCCUCUCUUGCACGUCAUCCCGCACAGGGUCGUGAAUUGCUCGCACCAACACUUACAGCGGACUUCCGGCCCCCGAGCACAGCCAGAGCGGUCGGCAUCCGACACCGGCACGGUGAGAUUGGGGGAUAUAAAACGAGCCCUGAUGCAAAGGCGACAUACGGUGCCCACCGCUUUCUCCCCCUCAUCCGCGCAUGUGUCGUGCGUAGCGUUGUACGCGUAUGCCCCUCACCAGCCGUCGAUCCCGGCUGACGUUGACGGUGGGAGUAGGUCGUCUCCUCGCUCUAUCCCAUCUGAGGCGAGCGCAGGCCCCUGCAGGAACGCCGUUCGCCUUCCGCUCGCGGUCCAGGUUGACCUUGCACGCGGGGAUUCAUUUGUGCACGUCGUUUGCGGACGUGAUGGCGGCCAAUGAGACGCUUAGACGUGGCAGGUCGGUGCGGCUUGCGAGGCUGGGUGAGGCGGUCUUCAUUCUUCGUGAACGCGGCUGUCGGUGGUUGAACUCGCCGCUUUGUACUUUGUGACGGCGGUGGCCGCGGUCGGAAGUUCUUGUGCUGGGGUGGUUGGAACUGACGUCGGGGCGCGCGCUCAUUGCCUGGCCGCAUCGUUAGAGCGAGGAGAUAGGGAGACGACACACUUGAAGGUGAAGACCGACGCCGUCGGGACGCUCGGCACGAGCAGAGCUUGGCGAACGCGACUCCGGAGGGGGCUGUCGGUCGAAUGCUCGAUGACCUUCGCAGUCUUGCCCUGCAUGACGGCAGAAUCGAGAUCACUCGGUGAAUGCUGCAGACGCGUAAGCAGUCAGCGAGCGAAGCCCUCCAGAGCGCAGAUGGUGUCAUGGCGACGUGCUCAGCGAUGCGAUCCCAAUUCUGUCCUCACGUCGAUGGGGACGUUCCGGCAUGGCAUUUGGGCGGGUAUGACAGCGUGGGCGGUCAGAGCGCACUCGAGCUCGAGGCUUUGGCAGGGAUUGAGUCUUGAGGCGAGAACACGCGCAAGACCGCGUGUAUCGGCGCCACCGCGGUAGCGGGAGAGGGCGCGUCCUACGCCUCACGACAGGCGUGGGUGGAGGAGGGCGUGGGGUCGCAGUCGAUGCGGCGACGCGGAUAUUGGGGGGAGAGGACGGAGUCGCUGAGCGGGAGGAGCAGAUUGGCUCAGGCUGUGCGAUCCCCAGGACGCGCCGUAUGCACCCGCUCUGACGAAUACCGAGAGCCUGGAAGGACGGCGCGAUGGCCGGGUUCGUGUCGACAGCGGUCCGCGGAUGCUUACCGUUGAUCGCGAGAGCUAUUCCAAUCGCACGCGCACUAUCAGUCGUGGAGGACGGUGAUAUCUACCUCACGGCAGCGGGCAGCAAGCAUGGCAGCGUAGGGGGAUGCGAGUGAAUAUGAUCUCAUAAUAAUCACUUCGGAGAACAUAGGGUAUGAAGGGAACGCACCAGUAACACGGGAGAUGGUCUCCUUGCCGGAGAGAUCGGUAACGUGGACGAAGGUGUCGGUGGACGAAGGUUGGUGACCGUGAACGCGUCGGGGGCGACGUGCAUGGAGCGGUGGCCAGCGCCGUCGGUGAGGAGGACGAGAUGAGUGGAGGAGCAGUUCACAAAGGGCGAUCAAAGCCAUAGGGCAGAUACGCCGCCG
This is a messenger RNA of Dichomitus squalens LYAD-421 SS1, 5466 nucleotides long. RefSeq names its product TPR-like protein. The coding region runs from base 1 to 3018 and encodes 1005 amino acids. Gene Ontology annotation, molecular function: protein binding. The record is from RefSeq and is a predicted model, not a curated record. The transcript has 3 exons. NCBI's taxonomy places the organism in Eukaryota, Fungi, Basidiomycota, Agaricomycetes, Polyporales, Polyporaceae.